UCCACGUUUUUCAUUGACAUCCGCCUAACAGUAGUAGUUUUUUAACGCCCAAAACGUCAUUAUAAAACUUGCGACGAUUUGGUAACGAAUUUUGCAUAGAUAAGCAUGUUGUAUGUACAUAUGCAAAUAAAAUAUGUAAUUGUAUUAAUACACCGAAGCCCAUCAUUUCCCAGUAGCUUAUCGCUCCAAAGAUAACCAUGUAUUGAAUGAACAUACAUUGCAAAUAAAAUUCAUCAACGGUCAGAUUUUUCCAGAAAAUCCCUUACUGCGCAUCAGUCGUUACUUAAAUUGUAAAAUUUUCCACAAAUAAUUACUCAAAAUUACAAUUUUUCGUAUUUUUUAUCUGAAUAUUUUAUACAACCAUUGCAAAACACACACAAAUUACGCACAAACUUGGUCAAACGUUAGAUUUCCCCAGUAAAUAACUUACUCUGCAACUGUCAUCAGUAUACAAAAUUGCCAAAUUAGCCACUAAAAAUUAACCAAAAUUUUCGAAUUUUUCAACUAUUUACAUACAAAUUUUUUACGCCAUGGCCGAAAUACCUUUGCCACCACUGACACCCGGGGUACAAGUCCAGGCAACAAUGACGACAUCCAGAGUCGCCUCAAAUAUAGGAACUCCCUCCGUUCUCACAAGUUUGGCGGAACUUCACGAAAAUUUCGGCGUGCCGCCUGGCGACGUUCAUACAGCUCUCCACCGGAUGAUAAUGGGCGUGGACACGACGGAUCAUUUUAUCAGUAAAGUGUUAGUUCAGUGGAGAUCUUCUCGAUACGAUAGAGACGCCAAGGGAAGCCAUCUCCUUAGAUGUUUGGUAGAUGGCGGACAUUUAGAUGCGGCACAAGCCCUGAGAAACGCUGGAGUUGGGGAUGAUACCCAGAUUCUGUAAUAAACCGGGACAAUAUUACAACUUAAUUAACAAACUACUUCGUUAGUUAACUGUAUUAUAAAUGUAAUUUAAUGGCAAAUUCAGUCUCUUAGAUAACAAGUAUUUCCGAAUAAUAACUGUUUGCAUCAAACAUUCUAUUCUCUGAUUAAUUGUAUAUACACUUUUUUUAUUCUUCCGUUACACGGAUGACGGAAGAAAAUUGUUUUUUGUUUUGUUUUCCUUAUUCGAUGCAUUUUAUGGGGUAUAAAAACGCGUAUCUAUUAAGGAACAUCGACGCCUAUAAAAAUAUUUUCCUUUAGUCGCUCCCUGAAAUUUGGAUAGCUUUGUGCAUUCCUCUAAAUUUUUGAAAAUUGUUUCAUUUCUUCAAAUUGUGCUGAAAUAAAGCAUUUCAAGUUAAAGAGUGAAA
Messenger RNA from Folsomia candida, 1293 nucleotides. RefSeq lists its product as uncharacterized. The coding region runs from base 531 to 887 and encodes 118 amino acids. The record is from RefSeq and is a predicted model, not a curated record. Lineage: Eukaryota; Metazoa; Arthropoda; Collembola; Entomobryomorpha; Isotomidae. The transcript is spliced from 2 exons.